Crotalus tigris (Tiger rattlesnake) is the source of this 4442-nucleotide messenger RNA. RefSeq names its product major histocompatibility complex class I-related gene protein-like. Gene Ontology annotation, cellular component: external side of plasma membrane. The coding region runs from base 291 to 1931 and encodes 546 amino acids. NCBI's taxonomy places the organism in Eukaryota, Metazoa, Chordata, Lepidosauria, Squamata, Viperidae. Gene Ontology annotation, biological process: immune response. The record is from RefSeq and is a predicted model, not a curated record. The transcript has 8 exons.
AGGAGAAUGCUUUUUCUUUUCCUACUGGUUGGAAUUGGCCAAUCACCAGCUUGUUCUGGAUCGUUGCGUUGUUGAUCACCGAGAGCGCCUCUUUCUUCGCUUUGUCACUUCAGGGGCGCGGGUUGGGGGUCGCGGCCUUUCUACGCCCUGGACGUCUGCCUAGCAACAAUGACGACACGAGAAUGCUUUUUUUCCUACUGGUUGGGAUUGGCCAAUCACCAGCCUGUUCUGGAUAGUUGCGUGGUUGAUCGCCUCGUUCUUCGGGGCGCAGGUUGGGGAUCGCGGCCAGGAUGGCUCUGCGCUCUGCGCCCCUCUUGCUCCUGGUGCUGGUGGCGGUCGCCCUCCGGGAGGGCUACUUUGGCACCUCCUCGCACUCCCUGAUGUUUUUCUCCACCGUCAUCUCGGAGCCCAGUCAGGGGCUGCCCCAAUUUGUCUCUGUGGGGUCUGUGGACGGUCAGGUCUUUGCUUACUAUGACAGCAACACCCGAAGGGUGCAGCCUCGAGUCUCCUGGAUAGAGAAGGUGGGGAAGGAGGACCCCCAAUACUGGGACAGGAACACCCAGAGAGUACGUUACAGUGAGGUGGCCUUCAGAGAUAUCCUGGAGACUGUGAGGAGACUCUACAAUCAGAGCGAAGGCCUUCACACAUGGCAGAGGAUGGACGGAUGUGAGCUCCGGGGAAACAAGAGCAAAGGAGGUUUUGAACAGCAUGGCUACGAUGGGAGGACCUUCCUCACCUUCGACAAGGAGACCCUCACCUGGGUGGCUCCCGUCCCCCAGGCCCGGAUCACCCAGAGGAAAUGGGACGCUCUUCCAGGAUAUAAUCAGAGAACGAAGUUCUUCCUGGAGGAAUUCUGCAUUGAGUGGCUGGAGAAGUACCUGUCCUACGGGAAGGAGACGCUGCUGAGGACAGAGCCCCCAGUGGUGACCAUGAGCAGCAGGACAGAGGUGGUGGAUGGGAUGGAGACGCACGUCUGCCGCCUGUAUGGCUUCUACCCCAGGGAGAUCGAUGCCUUCUGGACGAGGGAUGGGGAGGUCUGGCUGCCGGACACCCUCCGUGGGUCCGUGGCCCCCAACGCGGAUGGGACCUUCCACACCAUGCUCAGCAUCCAGAUCGAUCCGAAAGAGAGGGGCCGCUAUCGCUGCCACGUGGAGCACGACGGCCUGCAGGAGCCUCUGGCCCUGGCCCUGGAGGAACCAAAAUCCAACCUGGGGCUCAUCAUCGGCUAUGUUGUGGUUGGCCUUGUCCUGAUGAUGUGUGCGAUUGUUGGGAUCUUGGUAUUUCUUAGUAAGUAUCCUUUUCUGGGUGAUGGAAGGAAGAUGGGGAGGUUCCUCCCAAGUCUCUCUCUUUGGGGAGCUUCUUCAGGGCUUCCUCCUGUCCUGCUUUCCCAGCCCUCUUGGGGAGCCUCUGAGAUCUCGGCCUCUUGCUGGGACUCCAGUCUUGACUCGGCUGAGUCUGAGGGUGGGACAAUCCUGCCUUCUUCUGCGUUGGGAAGAGGCAUCCCAGUUCCGUCCCUUUCAAAGACUUCGGUGGAAGAGCAGCAGAGAAGGAUUUCCAUGAGAAUCUUCCUCCCCUCCCAGCUGCUGCUGCUUCCCCCCUUUCCCUCCCUCCAUCUUGGAGGCAGCAGGUCUCUCUUGGGGCAAAUCAGGAGAUACAUUUGCAUUUUGAAGAUCUUUCUGUCUUUAUUAAUGAGGCAAAGUGACUGCAAAAUAUCUCCUGGGGUUCUUCCUUCCAGAGAGGGAGAGAUUGGAUGGUCUCUGGUGGAUUCUUUCCAGCUUUCACUGAUUUUUGUCCUUGCAGAAAGACGUCAAGAUGACGGCACCGCAACAUCAGAGGAGAAGGGAAAAUCUCCCUGUUGGAUCCAGGCAGGGAAGGCAACCCAGAGUCUGCAUGGUGGAGCCUGGCCCCCUUUGGAGGAGAGAGAGCCCUGAAUUCCUUGGUGUGAAAUACGCAAACCACUGGGAGGAACCAGGCCAUUUAGCAGCCCCCUGGCAGCCGGAGUAGACACUUCCAGCAUGAGGAGAGAGGAGAGAAGACGGGAAUCAAGACUUCUUCUGAAUUAGGCCGGACUCUCAGGAGGCGCCCUUCAGGCCCUUCCACCAUGCUGGAACCAGGAUGUAUUUGGGGUCUUUCAUCACCGCUUUUGUCGCUACCUCAGUAUUAUAUUGUAUUUUGUUACGACUGAGGGACAGAGGAGAUAAGAAAAUCUUAUGUGUUUAGGAUUGUGGAAUCGAAAGGAUUCAAACGAGCGGGUGUAGUAGAUAUUACUUUACUUUUAUUUUAUUUUUUUAUUUUUUUAUUUUAUUAUUUUAUUUUAUAUUUUAUAUUUAUUUUAUUUUAUAUUUAUUUAUUUAUUAAUUAUUUGGAUCCUGCCGAAGGUACUGAAGAUAUCCAACACACCUGUAGUAGAUGUUAUUUUAUUUUUAUUUUUUAUUAUUUUAUUUAUUUUUAUUUUAUUUUAUAUUUAUUUAUUAAUUAUUUGGAUCCUGCCGAAGGUAUUGAAGAUAUCCAACACACCUGUAGUAGAUGUUAUUUUUAAUUAUUUUAUUUAUUUUUAUUUUAUUUUUUAUUUUUAUUUAUUUAUUUAUUAUUUGGAUCCUGCCGAAGGUAUCGAAGAUAUCCAACACACCUUCCUCCUCCUAUUUUUCCCCACAACAAUUCACCCUGUGAGGUGGGCUGGGCUGAGAGAGAGUGACUGGCCCAAGGUUCACCCAGCUGGCUUUCAUGGCUAAGCUAAGGCUGGACCUGAACUCGUAGUCGCUUUCUAGCCUGGUGCCUUAAAACCACUAGACCAGGGGUAGGCAACCUUGGCUCUUUUAUGACUCGUGGACUUCAACUCCCAGAAUUCCUGAGCCAGCCAUGCUGAGGAGAAAGGGAGAGGUUUCCAAGCUGAGCCAUGCUGGCUCAGGAAUUCUGGGAGUUGAAGUCCACGAGUCAUAAAAGAGCCAAGGUGGCCUACCCCUGCACUAGAUCAAGCUGGCUUGUAUACCUUGCAAUAGUUUUGUAACAGAGCUUGUAGCAGCUACGUUGUUAUUUCUGAUGGCCUUUAAUAGGUUUGUGCUGAUGAACAGGUUUUGGAGAAGGGUUCAUAGCGAAUGGGGAGAGGAAUAGGAUGAAGAGUUGCUGGUUUUACUUUAAGGGAGAGAGAUGUUAAUCUUCAUCAUAACUGCCUGGAUUGAAAGUGGAAGUUUUUUUUCCUUAUUUUUCUUUAUAUUAGUUGUAUAAAGAUAAUGUGUACCAUGUGUUGCCAUUUAUGUAUUUUCAUGGCUUAGAAAAACGGAGCAGGAGCCCUCCCCCAUCUUGAAAAGCUGAUUUUUGCCACCAAAGUUGGUUAUUUGAUGGCUUUGUUCCCCGUUUUUUGGAAGGGAAGACUAGGAAUGACCCAAGAUGACCUUUGGACGAUGAUGCACAGAGAAGAAAAGGGACUGGAUGUCUGCAAUUCUCAGUAAGGACUAAUCGGAAGGUCUAAUCUCUUGCCAUCCUUUCCCUUCAGCUGCUCCUCUUUCUUAAGCACACCUGGGUUUUAAUUGCAUGUUUUGAAGCUUUACAAUCUCUUGACUCGUGACUAGUUUUACUUCUGAGGUAUUUUAUAACCUGGACUUUUACAACUUUUUUUCUCCUCUUUCACUGUUUACUGUUAAAUUCAAAUUAUUAUUUUUUUAAUUGUAAGGAAGUUGCAGUCGAUUUUACAUUUACAUUUACACAGUAUUAUACUAUAAAUCUUGUUAUUUCUAGCUUUUUUCUUUUCUUUUUCUUAAGAGUCUCGAUAUUUAUCUCUUAAUUUUUGAUGGGAAGAUUCCCUUUUCUUCAACUCUGGGGGGGAACAAACCCUUUCUCUGUGGAAGCUGCUGUUUAUCUGCUUCUCUUGUCCUUGAAGAGAAAACGAAAAAUGGUUUUUCAUAUCUUUAAAAGGAGAUAAAUUAUUUUGGGAGAUAAUCGAAAAAAGAACGCUCUCCAACUUAGGGGUUUUAUUUAAAAAUAUAAACAAAAAAAUUCAACGAGCAAUUCUGCAAAGCUAAGAGGAUUUCCAAAUGCAGGAAUUGGGCCAAAUUUGAUUUGUUCUGGUUAAGAUGCCAAGAAGAACGUAUUUGGUUUGCCAGAAAAGAUUGAAAAGAAUAGGAAUAUAAGAAACUCUGAGACAACAGACAUGACCAAGGAUGGACUGGAUCUUCUUGGCAAGAGAAAUGCUGUGUUGUUGAGGACAAUUAUUCAACAACGGAUGUUGCAGAGAUACUUACAACAGAGACUUAUGAAGUUUGGAAAUGAGAUGCAGUUGUUGGUAAAGUUCCUAAUUAAAAACCUAUGGAAAGGUUUCACUAUUAAGAACCAAAUGAAGGUAUUUGACCCUGGACUCAGAGAUAACGAUCGGAGUGAUUUGCAGCAAAUAAGGAACUGUGUAAACUUUCAAUGAAUAAAUAAUAAUAAGAGACUGUUAACAGAGU